CAACAACAACAACAACAACAACAACAACAACAACAACAACAACAACAACAACAACAACAACAACAACAACAACAACAACAACAACAACAACAACAACAACAACAACAACAACAACAACAACAACAACAACAACAACAACAACAACAACAACAACAACAACAACAACAACAACAACAACAACAACAACAACAACAACAACAACAACAACAACAACAACAACAACAACAACAACAACAACAACAACAACAACAACAACAACAACAACAACAACAACAACAACAACAACAGCAACAACAACAACAACAACAACAACAACAACAACAACAACAACAACAACAACAACAACAACAACAACAAAGUUAG
This is a messenger RNA of Episyrphus balteatus (marmalade hoverfly), 363 nucleotides long. Its product is annotated as ataxin-8-like. The record is from RefSeq and is a predicted model, not a curated record. NCBI's taxonomy places the organism in Eukaryota, Metazoa, Arthropoda, Insecta, Diptera, Syrphidae. The annotation marks the transcript as partial. The transcript has a single exon.